Acytostelium subglobosum LB1 is the source of this 609-nucleotide messenger RNA. RefSeq lists its product as hypothetical. The record is from RefSeq and is a predicted model, not a curated record. The transcript has a single exon. Lineage: Eukaryota; Evosea; Eumycetozoa; Acytosteliales; Acytosteliaceae. The coding region runs from base 1 to 609 and encodes 202 amino acids.
AUGAACAUUCAACCUCGUUGGAACGUUUGGGCAUCAGACUGUGGAGUUGGAGUGCCAUUGUACCAGUUCUCUGAUGACACUGAUCAAGAUGGUGAUGAACCAACCAGAUACUUUUUGUCACUGAACAAACAUGAACCUGAUUGGACAUUGAUUGGAGUAGUCGGUCAUGUGUCACCAGUCCCGGAAACCUGGUGCAACAAACCAAUCCAUCGAUAUAGUUGCAAGUCAUCAGUCAACAACACCAAUCUAUUUGCAUUUGAUUCAGAGGCACCUCUCGCUCAUGAUAAUGGCAAUCAAGUAUGGGUGGACAAUGAUGUUGUGUUCUAUGUCAUCGAUCCUGUCCAUUUGGAGAAGGAGAAACCGAUUGAAUAUCCAAUUGCGAGGAUCACCUCAAUGAUGGGAUAUUGCGAUGAUGAUAAUGAUGAUAGCUUAGAUGGUGCUGGAGCUCAACAACAUGGCGAUUCAGUGAAUGAGACAGAGUCUAUAGUAGUUGGAACCGUUUCAAACAACAACAACAACAAUACCAUAUCGCAUCAGGACAAGAUUGAUCAACUCCAAAUAGAACUUGAUGAGUUGAAGAGGUCGCUGAUGAAGGCAAAGAAUCAAUAA